CAAAAUGAAUGAAACCUGGAACAUCAGUAUGGACAUGUUUUCAGCCAGAGUUCCCAAGUCCCACUUUGAUGGGCCCUACAUAGCUGCAGAGCUGGUCAUAGCUACCUUCUCCACCACAGGAAAUCUUCUGGUCUGCCUCGCUGUGAAGCAAAACAAGAGGCUCCAAACUGUGACCAACUACUUUCUGGUGUCUCUUGCCGUGGCUGACUUCUUUGUGGGCGCCCUUGCCAUCCCCUGUGCCAUCCUGACAGACUUGGGCAUGCCUUACCACAACCUGUACUUCUGCAUCCUGAUACUAUCAGUGCUAAUCAUGCUAACCCACACAUCCAUCUUCAGUCUGCUAGCUGUGGCUGUGGAGCGCUACAUAGCCAUCCUUCUGCCCCUCCACUACCACAGGAUUAUGAGACCCUGGAACGCUAGAUUGAUCAUACUCACUACCUGGCUCCUGGCCUUUCUGACUGGUUCCAUUCCUCUAAUGGGCUGGCACAAGACCCCACCUCAGUCCAGCCACUGCUUCUUUGCCUGUGUCAUCGACUUGACCUACAUGGUGUAUUUCAACUUCUUCGGCUGUAUGCUGGUGCCCCUAGUGGUGAUGUUCGUCAUCUACGCCCACAUCUUCAUGACAGUGCGGAGACAGAUGAGGCGCAUCACGGCGCUCCAGGCUGGGGCCAAGGGGCCGGCAAACAGAGCUGUCAGCUUGCGACGCGAGGUGAGGAAGGCCACGUCGCUCUUCCUCCUCCUCUUCCUCUUCACGAUCUGUUGGAUACCCAUGCACGUGAUCAACUGUUUCCUCCUGGUGUGCCCACAGUGCAACGUGCCCGAACCCAUCAUGCUCAUGGCCAUCCUCCUCUCCCAUGCCAACUCGGCCUUCAACCCUCUCCUCUAUGCCUACAGGAUGAAGUCAUACCGCCAGACAGUCAAGACCAUGUUCCUGUGCUGCAGAGCUACUGCCGAACCAGAGAGUAGCCGGGAAGAUGCAGACACCGCCAAAAAGACCACCACUUAAGGA
Molecule: messenger RNA, 1009 nt
Organism: Clupea harengus (Atlantic herring)
Lineage: Eukaryota; Metazoa; Chordata; Actinopteri; Clupeiformes; Clupeidae
Product: adenosine receptor A2b-like
Exons: 1
Coding region: 5-1006 (333 amino acids)
Source: RefSeq, a predicted model, not a curated record